GAAAAUCAAAUCUGAUCUGUCUCUCUCUCUCUCCGCUGUUUAUAGCAAGAAAGCACAGCACACACGGAGAGUGCCGCUCAGUUCCAUCGCCACCAGGAUCCUCUGCGUGGGCCUCAUGGCUUUCCAACGGCGGCGCCACCACAACUACAGCCGCCUCCGUCGCCUAGUCCCCGCCAUCUCCGCCAUCUCCGGUUCUCUUCUCCUCUUAUUCACUCUGUUCUCUCUUCUCGCUCCUUCUCCGACUGAGGAUGACCAUUUUCACAACCGCCUUAGCCGUGUCGUGUUAAGCAAUAACGUCGACAACGCCGGAGUUCCAGUUUUCCGCGUUCCGAACCGUGGGGGAAGAUUUGAUCGUGAUCUUUGGAGAUCAAGACUUUCCAAAUUCUACCACGGAUGCAGUGAUGCAAACAAAAAGUUUCCUGAAUCCAAAGACAUCACACAACCCAAUAGGUACUUGCUAAUUGCAACGAGCGGAGGUCUGAACCAACAGAGAACUGGGAUCACAGAUGGUGUAGUUGCUGCCCGCAUUUUGAAUGCUACACUUGUUGUCCCAAAGUUGGAUCAGAAGUCUUUCUGGAAGGAUGCAAGUAACUUUUCAGAUAUAUUCAAUGUUGAAUGGUUCAUAUCAAGUCUAUCAAAAGAUGUUAAAAUUAUAAAAGAACUCCCUAGAAAGGGUGGGAAGGUUUGGACUCCUUACACCAUGCGUGUUCCACGGAAGUGUAGUGCUAGAUGCUAUCAAACCCGCGUUUUACCUAAUCUUUUAAAGAAGCAUGCUGUUCAGCUCAACAAGUUCGAUUACAGACUUUCAAAUAGGUUGGACACAGAUUUACAAAAGCUUAGAUGCAGGGUUAACUAUCAUGCAUUAAAGUUCACUGAUUCAAUAAUUGAAAUGGGUGAAAAAUUGGUCCACCGGAUGAGAAUGAGAACAAAACAUUAUAUUGCCCUGCACCUAAGGUUUGAACCCGAUAUGCUUGCAUUCUCAGGAUGCUAUUAUGGUGGAGGAGACAAGGAAAGGAAAGAAUUAGGUGCAAUACGAAGAAGGUGGAAAACCCUACAUAACAGCAACCCAGAUAAGGGGAGGAGGCAAGGGAGAUGCCCACUUACUCCUGAAGAGGUUGGCCUGAUGCUGAGAGCGCUGGGAUAUAGCAAGGAUGUUCACAUUUAUGUGGCAUCUGGGGAAGUAUAUGGAGGGGAAGAGACACUGGCCCCCCUGAAAGCUCUCUUCCCAAACUUUUAUUCAAAAGACACCCUAGCCAGCAAGGAAGAACUAGAACCAUUUUUUGGGUUCUCUUCUCGCAUGGCUGCCCUGGAUUUUAUUGUUUGUGAUGAAAGUGAUGUAUUUGUCACCAACAACAAUGGUAAUAUGGCAAAAAUUUUAGCAGGGCGAAGGAGAUAUUUUGGACACAAGCCAACCAUUCGUCCAAAUGCUAAAAAACUGUAUCGGUUGUUCUUAAGCAGAGCUAACAUGACAUGGGAGGUGUUUGAAUCUGGUGUCCGUACUUUUCAGAGAGGGUUCAUGGGAGAACCAAAGGAGGUGAGGCCAGGAAGGGGUGAAUUUCAUGAGAACCCAGCUUGUUGCAUCUGUGAAGAUCCAGAGGCCAAGGAGAAGAUAGAAUCAGGCCCGAGAAAGCUUGGUAAAAAUAUUGGUGCAACAAGAAAUGAUGUUGGCGAAGUUGUCGAUGAUCAAAAUGAUGAUGACGAUGAGCCAGAAUGGGUUGACCCUGAUGAUGAAGGGGAUCAAGAUGCCCCUCUAGGUAAAGGUUUCUUUAAUAGAACAGGUUUGGACUAUGAAGCUUUCACAUCGGAGGAGCCUGAGUUAGAAGAAUUCCUCUCAGAUUGAGGACGUGCCUUAGCCUUUUUCAGGCAGUUUUUGUUGUAUAUAUCCAUUAAUUCAAAAUUUCUUUACCCCUCUUGCCUUCCUCUCAACAACUUGCAAGUUAUAGCAGAAAUGUUCUGUGCUGCGAAGUCGUCCUUCCUUUCUAGCUGAGCUACAGCAAAACACGGCCUGAUGCCUAAUAUUUCAGCAAGCUAGCCAAAAGCUCAUUUAGGUUUAUCAGCCGAUAUAUUGGAUUGGAAGGAGGGGGUGUUGUCAAAUUUUACAAGCCUUUUCAAAUCCUUUUUGAAGUUAAGAGAUCUCCCAACUGAAAGAACAGUAGGGACAAGGGUCUGAUUAGUUUCACUUCCCUAGUAGUUGAGGGCUGAAGAUAACAUGUUUUGAGCAAUUUUCUGGACAGCAGGGUAUAGUUAGCAAUGGAGUUGAAAGCAAUCCGUUCUGGUUUCUCCUCUUAUCUUGAGGUUUGCCUGCGGAUGGCAGAGACCUUUCUCUGCUUGCGGCACUACUUGUUUAGUUUUGUUCAAUGGCUGUUGUAGAUUGAUUCCGUCUUUGCCUGUAGGUAUAUUCUCGGACCAUGUCAUAUGUAUAUCUUCGCUACCUUUCAUAAAGAGACCACCAGCAACCUUCGGAGCUUAGAAUUUAUGAUGUUUCA
This is a messenger RNA of Diospyros lotus (date-plum), 2486 nucleotides long. Its product is annotated as O-fucosyltransferase 16-like. The record is from RefSeq and is a predicted model, not a curated record. NCBI's taxonomy places the organism in Eukaryota, Viridiplantae, Streptophyta, Magnoliopsida, Ericales, Ebenaceae. The coding region runs from base 116 to 1840 and encodes 574 amino acids. The transcript has 10 exons.